AUGAGUGAGUCGGAAGCUAAUGUUAAUCCUAAAGCUUACCCAUUAGCCGAUGCAGCUCUGACUGCAAAAAUUUUAAAUCUGGUACAACAAGCAGCAAAUUAUAAACAGCUCCGUAAAGGUGCUAAUGAAGCUACUAAAACUCUAAACAGGGGUCUCUCCGAGUUUAUAAUAAUGGCAGCAGAUGCAGAACCCUUAGAAAUUGUUUUGCACAUUCCAAUAUUAUGUGAAGAUAAAAAUGUUCCGUAUGUGUUUGUAAGGUCGAAGCAAGCUUUGGGGCGCGCAUGUGGUGUAUCUCGUCCUAUUAUAUCUUGCUCAAUUACCAUUAACGAGGGCUCUCAGUUAAAGCCACAAAUACAAAGCAUUCAACAAGAAAUUGAAAGACUUUUAGUUUAA
Messenger RNA from Pieris macdunnoughi, 393 nucleotides. The record is from the annotation of a GenBank genome assembly. Lineage: Eukaryota; Metazoa; Arthropoda; Insecta; Lepidoptera; Pieridae.